AUGUCUGUGGCCACGGGCCUGCCCAAGAUCCUCUUCACCCUCUCCUGCUUGUGCCUUGGCCUGGGCUCCGGCCAGUACGCCCCGGACCUCAUCACCUCUUUACCUGGCCUCUCUACAGAGCCCAACUUCCUACAAUGGUCAGGCUACCUCCAGGCUGGCGAGGGCAAAUACUUCCACUACUGGUGUGGCCAUUCACUGAGGAGGUCCCCGAGAGGAGCAAAUGGUUUGCAUUCCGCUACUAACCUCAAGAUGAACACUGAUGGAUCGCUCUACAGGAACCCAUACAGCUGGAACAAGGUGGCCAAUGUCUUGUACCUGGAGUCCCCUGCAGGCGUGGGCUACUCCUACUCCCUCAGUCAGAACUACCAGACCAACGACCAGCAGGUGGCUGCUGACAACUACCAGGCCCUACUGAGCUUCUUUGAAAAGUUCCCCACUUUUGCCAACCACGACUUCUACGUCUUUGGAGAAAGCUACGGGGGAGUGUAUGUCCCCUCCCUGAGUGCACAGAUCGUCAGGGGCCCAUUUUCCAUCAACUUCAAGGGCUUUGGAGUGGGAAACGGGAUGAGCAACUACCAGCUGAACGACAAUACUCUAGUAGAAUUCGGCUAUUACCACGGCCUCAUUGGUGACGACCUCUGGGCCACCCUCCAAACCUACUGCUGCUCCAAAGACACCUGCAACUUCUUCAACAACACGGAAGACAACUGCUUCGAUGCUGUCUUGAAAGCCUAUGGUAUGAUUCAGGGUGUUGGCCUCAACAUCUACAACCUCUACUCACCCUGCUGGGGGGCACAUGGCUACCAGGGGCGCUAUGCUGCUGACAUGAGCAACCUCUUCAGAAAAUACCAGUUCAAUGUGGCUGCCCCCCCUCCAGGUGGUCCCAUCCCCGGUGUGCCUGCGUGCAUCAAUGCUACCGCCAUGUACAUGUGGCUGAACCGGAAUGACGUGAGGCAGGCCCUCCACAUCCCCAACUCCCUCCCUGUCUGGGAACUGUGCAGCCCCCAGGUUAGCUCCCAGUACCAGAGGCAGUACUUGGACAUGGCUCCUUUCUACCAGGAGCUGCUGCAGCAUGACCUUCGCGCCCUUGUCUACAACGGGGACAUUGACAUGGCUUGCAACUUCCUGGGUGGGGAGAGGUUUGUGGAGGCCCUAAAACAACCGAUGGUGAGCCCCUACCAGCCUUGGUAUUGGAAUGACCAGGUGGCCGGCUUCUUUAAAGAAUACAAGAAGAUCACAUUCCUCACCGUCAAGGGCUCAGGACACAUGGUGCCCCAGUACCGGCCUGCCCAGGCUCUGAAGAUGUUUGAGAGCUUCUUGAAGAAUACAUCUUUCCUCUGAUCUUCCUCCAUUGCUGGUGUCCGUUGCCUAUAUCCAGAGAACAGGAUCGGCUCAUCAAUAUGCGUGACAGCCUACUAAAAGGAAGAACUUGCCCCGAGAGAUAGUUCUCUUAAAGAGUCAUUCAUUCAUCCACCUGAUAAGCAUGAAGCACCUACUAUGCAUCAA
Echinops telfairi (small Madagascar hedgehog) is the source of this 1506-nucleotide messenger RNA. Its product is annotated as lysosomal protective protein-like. Lineage: Eukaryota; Metazoa; Chordata; Mammalia; Afrosoricida; Tenrecidae. The transcript has 12 exons. The record is from RefSeq and is a predicted model, not a curated record. Gene Ontology annotation, molecular function: serine-type carboxypeptidase activity. The coding region runs from base 1 to 1341 and encodes 446 amino acids. Gene Ontology annotation, biological process: proteolysis.